GCGCCGCGUAGGCCGGGGAAGCCGGGCCGGCCCGGCUGGUGGCUCGAGCCCCAUGCACCGCCGCCUCCUCCCACGAUGUUCCCCUCCCGGAGGAAAGCGGCACAGCUGCCCUGGGAGGACGGCAGGUGAGCGGCGGCGGCCGGCCCGGGCCCCGUCCUCCCGGGUGCCUAUCCUUUCCGGGCCGCCCCGCGGAAUCUAGGAGCCCGAGGCCGUCGCGUCUCCGUUUCUGCGGGGCUGUCUGAGGGUCUGUGGUUCUCCUCGUGGGUCUCUCUCUGACUGGGGUCUCUGUCUCUCUCUCUGCGGGUCUCUGUCUCUACCAGUCUCCGUCACUCAGCAGGUCUGUAUUUCUCCGUUGAGUCCGCUUUGUGAGUUUCUGCUCCUCUGUGCAAGUGUCUGUCAUUAUGGGUCUCUGUGUUUUUCCACUGGCCUCUGUUUUCAUGCGGGUCUCUGACUCCGUUGACCUCUCUCAGUGGAUCUCUGUCUUUCUUUUUGUCCCUGGGUUCAGAGGGGCUGUAUUCCAUUUCUCUGGUCUCUGCCUCCCCCAUCACAUCCCUGUAGCCUCAGGCCCUACCUUCCCUCGUGCUUCCCCCUUCUUUGCGGACCGCCCAGAAGAAUACACCAGACAGAAGCUCUGUGCUCUGCCUGGCUAGCCACUGCCUGGCCGGGAAUAAGUACUCCUCAGACAUAACAUUAAUUCAUUUCCGGUGCAGCUGUACUUGAAUGUCGCCUGCCCAAUGUGUUAGGUGUGACCCAGACCUUAGCUAGUGAUUACCACUAAAGCAGAACGGGGGUGGGGGAGAGCUAUUUGGCCAUUUAGAUUUGGAAGGACUCCCACACUGCAGUCUUGAGAUGUACCCCCAAAACUCUUCUCACCCAGAACACGAUAGUGGAUCUACCCCUAGUGAAUGACACCUCUUUUCCUUUAUGUCUGUUAAGUCUGCCAGCUGCCAAAAGACUUUGGGACAUAGUGGGCACAACUCUUUACCUUCGGGAAUUUUUCAGACUUGGUGUUGAAGUUAGAAGACAGGAAUAUAGUAGGAAACCAGGACUGUGGAUUUAGGCCUGGACAGGAAUCCUCUUUGAUAGCCAUGUGACCGGAAGCAGACUUAAUCUGUCUCCUCAGCUUUUCCAUCUCUGAAACAGGGAUCAUAAUAUCUACUCUGCAGGUCUAUAUGAGCAUUAAAGGAGAUCAUAUGUAUAUAACUCUUGACACUGUGCUUGGCACAGAGAAGGUGCCGGUUGUCUUACAGUUACUUUUGCAGUUUGGAGGUGCUGUAACCAGAGCAGCUGAGUAUUCAAACCUGUAUCACUAAGAUUUGUGUGAGGGAUGAAAGGAAAGGUUAUGGAGGAGAAUUUCCAUUUCCUAAUUCCUUUCCAUAUACUUUUGGAACACAACCAUGGUCCCACAAAACUUUACUGGUAUCAGUUUGUGCUUUUGACACAGGGGUACAAAGAUCCAUGCAACAGAGGCAGAGUAAUGUAGCAGUUAAGAGUACUGGCUCUGGAAACAGCCUCUCUGGGUUUGGAUCUACCUCUUACUAGCCUUGGACACAGAUUGAUGCAGGAGACAAAAUCCCAUUUGGUCUGAAACGGUGGCCUGGGCUGGUAGCUACUGAGGUUGCAGAUCUGGAGCUUGCCACCAGGUGGCACCAGGAGUAGCUGUUCUCAGUGUCCACUGUCCUGAGGAAUUGGGAUUCAGCUCUGAAUUCUGUUGUUCAGUGAUUUGGGCCCUUGCAGCACAGGAAGAGAGUACCCAUGGGGACGUGAUCCUGGUAGGAGGGGGAAGCUGGACCGAGGAAACAGCAUGUGAAAGUGCGUGGAGUGCCCAGUCCAUGCCAUACCCCUGGGUAAUGGUCACUGCUUCUUCCCCUGAAGGUGCAAUGUUUCCCUGUGUCCAUCUCCCCGGUCUCUACCCCACCCCCAGAAAGAGCCCAGAGGGAGAAUCUGUAGAGGUUCCAGCCUUCCCGGGCCGCUAGGAGGAUUGGCCUGUCCUCAGCGGAAACCCCCACCACAGGACACUGGGGGGUAAGUCAGAAGCCCUGCGGGGGUGUCCUACCAGGCUCCCUCUCUGCUGUGUGUGGAACCCGGGCCUGGCUUCAGUGCUGCUGGCUUCCAGCUUGGCAGUUGUGCCUCUAGAGAGAGGCAGGAGUUGGUCUGGCUUUAGUGUGUGACAAGCAUGCCCUCAAUGCUCAACCCCUUCCCCUAAUUCACGGAGCAAGCCCUCUGCUGUAUGACUCGUGCCAGGGCCACAGCUGUGGGUCUGAAUACCUGUGAGGAUGACAAGCACGGAUGCAGGUCCAGGUUGAUCCCUGGCGGCCUCCCCCGGAAAUGCUCCGUCUUCCACCUUUUUGUUGCCUGUCUCCUUCUGGGCUGCCUCUCCCUGCUCUGGCUGCAGCUCAGUUGCUCUGGGGACGCGGCCUGGGCAGCCAGGGGAAAAGGACAGGAGACCCCUGGCCCAUCCCGGGCCUGCCCGCCAGAGCUCCCCCCUGAGCACUGGGAAGAAGAUGAGUCAUGGGGCCCCCACCGCCUGGCAGUGCUGGUGCCUUUCCGAGAGCGCUUCGAGGAGCUGCUGGUCUUUGUGCCCCAUAUGCACCGCUUCCUGAGCAGGAAGAAAAUCCCGCACCACAUCUACGUGCUCAACCAGGUGGAUCAUUUCAGCCUUGGCGCACUGCACAGGUUCAACCGGGCAGCACUUAUCAACGCGGGCUUCCUGGAGAGCGGCAACAGCACAGACUACAUCGCCAUGCACGACGUGGACCUGCUCCCUCUCAAUGAGGAACUGGACUAUGGCUUUCCAGAGGCCGGGCCCUUCCACGUGGCCUCCCCGGAGCUCCACCCACUCUACCACUACAAGACCUACGUCGGUGGCAUCCUGCUGCUUUCCAAGCAGCACUACCAGCUGUGCAAUGGGAUGUCCAACCGCUUCUGGGGCUGGGGCCGUGAGGAUGACGAGUUCUACCGGCGCAUCAGAGGAGCCGGGCUCCAGCUUUUCCGCCCCUCAGGAAUCACAACUGGGUACAAGACAUUUCGCCACCUGCAUGACCCAGCCUGGAGGAAGAGGGACCAGAAGCGCAUCGCAGCUCAAAAACAGGAGCAGUUCAAGGUGGACCGGGAGGGAGGCCUGAGCACCGUAAAGUACCGCGUGGAUUCCCGCACAGCCCUGUCUGUGGGCGGGGCCCCCUGCACUGUCCUCAACAUCAUGUUGGACUGUGACAAGGCUGCCACCCCCUGGUGCACAUUUAGCUGAGUUGGCUGGACAGUAAGGAAGCCUGUGCCUACAGGCCAUACUGCUAUUCAUGCCCAGGACAAAGCCUCAGGCCCCGGGCCCAGCUCCAAUAGGACAUGGAGUGGCCUGAAGCAGUGGACCGCAAGCCAUGUGUUUGCAGCAGCCCGGCCCCCAGAGGCAGGCUUGAGCCAGGACAGGACACACACAGGGUGCCUGGGACGCUGCCGGCAAUAAAGAGUGAUGGAGAGAGGCUGGGGCAUGGCUCCCCGCUGAGACUCUCCACCCUGCCUUCCUGCUUGCCCUGCCCUACCCUCCUUUGUGUGCUGAGAUCUGCAAGCUUUUGUUCCUUCCCUGGACUGCCUCGUGCAGAGAAACAGUUUAGAAGCUGGGCCACUGACAUGGGUGGCCAGGGCCAUCAGGAGGGUUAAAACUGCAGAGACCAGCGUGCAAGCCCCACAGAAAGGGGCAGCUGAGACCAGCUCUAGCUGGUUGUCAUCAUGUAGGAGUGUGGGCCUGGUGUUGCCAGAUCUGAUUUUUCAAAAGAUACUAGAGUUCUGGAUUCUUGAGUGAAA
Messenger RNA from Hippopotamus amphibius kiboko, 3798 nucleotides. It is a transcript of the gene B4GALT7, whose product is annotated as beta-1,4-galactosyltransferase 7. Gene Ontology annotation, biological process: carbohydrate metabolic process; proteoglycan biosynthetic process. Gene Ontology annotation, molecular function: xylosylprotein 4-beta-galactosyltransferase activity. The record is from RefSeq and is a predicted model, not a curated record. Lineage: Eukaryota; Metazoa; Chordata; Mammalia; Artiodactyla; Hippopotamidae. The transcript has 6 exons. The coding region runs from base 2231 to 3247 and encodes 338 amino acids.